UUUAGCAAUUCAAUAUGGGGUUCAGGUCAGGCAACUAGGCUGACCAAUCAAGUGCAGUAAUACUACUGUCAGGAAAAUAAGUUUCUGCAAUGCUUUAAUUUGUAAUUUAACUUUUGUUUUGCUCCUCAGAUCCAGCAGCAGCUGAGUGGAACAAAUGUUAACUUCUUACAGUGGAGUAAACAUCCAGAUCAGGGUAGCAGCUCUGACUGUAAACUUUUUUGAGUUUUUGUUCAUACUUACUGUGUGCCUGUGUUAGGACUUGAUUCUGAUUGGUCUUUAUGUUGCAACAGUUUAUUUGUCGAUAGCAGAUUGUUAUGAAGAAUUUCUAGAACACAGCUCUGAUCACAGACUAACUAUAAUUUCUAUAACAGGUGGGGAGAGGUCAGGUUCAUGUGAGCUGAUCCAUCCAUAGCAAGAAAACCAGGAUAAUAGGCAAAAAUGUCAGAGUUAAGGCUUGGGAUGCUGAAGACACAAGGUUAAAGGAGAGAAAGAUUUUGUAUGAAUGCUAAGCAGAACAUAAUAUUGUAAAAAACACAAUAAUCGUCUAUUGUCCAUCUCCCUGCAUCAGGCAGCUACAGGUAGAGAGAGGAGAGCAGGGAGAGGAGUUGGAGGAGGCAGGUGUUUCUGAAAAGCCAGCCUGCAGCCUUCUGUGAUGAAAUAUAGACAGUAAAGGAGCUCAAAUCUCUUAAUGUCACCAAAAUUAGGCCAAAGCUCUUAGAGUGAAGUGAAGAAGCGAUGCGUGGUCCCUUUUAAUGGUCGUUUACACACCUUUUUAUGUUAUCCAGUUACACAGACAUACUUUGGUAAACCAAAAAAAGGUCGGCUCAACUGUUUAAUUUACAACUUAUUCAGUUUUUCAAAGACUUAUGAGUUUUAAAGAGGUUUUCAUUUGAUAAAUCCAUGUGAGGUCCUAACCUGUACGAGACACAAACUCAAGGUUUGGAGACUUGACCACCAUCACUUGUACUGACUUAGUUGCUGUUUUUAUUCAAUAAUUGCUUAUUUUGGAGUUGUACAUCUGUAAUUUUCAGUGUGUUUAAAAUAUGUUAAUGUUUCUAUGUAAAUGAAAUGCAGAAUGAGUACCCAUGUAUCCUUGACUAUACUGCAGUGUGAAAUAACAAUAAUGUAUUUUGAAUAAGAAUAAAAACCAUAUCAUUAAGCAUCUUUCACUUGUACUGAACAGAUAAAAAUAGCCCCUUCCCCUCCAGCAUUUUUUUUUGUCACAUCUCCUGGUUAUUCUAAUCGAAACAUUUUUUUUUAAAUCUAUAUAUUAAUUUAUUUUUUAAAUUCUCUAAUGUUUAAAUAAGCACAUGAAUGAAAUGACCGCGUUUGUUCCAUGUGCUGCAGUUUUGAGUGAACUUUCUAGACUUCGAUGGAACUGAGUACUUAAACGAAACAAGAGGGGGUGGGUCCGUUGUUAGUGAAGUACUGUUAACGCUGAAUUGAACAAUUUCGUUUUGACACGUGCCAAACACAUUGCUAAAAUAUUUUACUUCUUAGAAAAAAAAAGUCUUGAAUUUUGUUGUAAUCUGAUUAGAAAUAAUUGUUGCUUCCACUCUGAAACCCCCCUCUUACAGUACACAGUGGUACAGUCCAGAUGACAGCUCGCCCUGUGUUAGCCUUCAUGCCCGAGCAUCAACAGACUGAAGCAGCUCCUGAAGGCGCAGUUUCGCGGAAUAUCUUUACCUUUUUCUAGUGCUGUUAUCGUCUGAUUUUAAAGUAUCCACCUCCAACAUGUCUGCUUCGAAGAAAGGAGAUUUAUCUGCGAGUGAGAAGGAAUUGUUUGAGGUUAUAACUGCAGGUAAGCCUCUUCGGCUAACGCUAAUCCCUCCUCUGAAACUGCACUGCAGGGUUAGCUUCACGUUAGCUUUCAUAAGUUACUGUAAGUCCAAGUUUUUAGGCUUAAGAAGGUUUUUAAGAGUGUCAAACAUUUACAUCUGCGUCAUGUCAUUUAAAUGAAGCUUUUUUCACUUUUAUGUAUGUAAACUUUCAGCCUUAUGCUGCAUAUUCUAUAGAAACCUACCUGUGAAUGUUUGAACAUAUCUGCAACUGAAAUUUACACUCCUAUUUUAGAUAUUUUAAGGUUAUUUUUACUCAAACAGCAUAAAAGCUAUCUCCUAGUUUCAACCACAACAGGUAGAGCAAAUCUAAUAUUAGACCUGUACUACAUAAAGUAUGAAUGCAAAUGUGCAAUAGCUUUUUACAAUAUUGAUAUCAAUAAGGAGUGCUGCAAAGAAACAGAUUUUAAAGAGUGCAUAUUAGACAUACAAAUAAACAUUACAUCCAAAAAUCUGUUUUUUUCUUCACUAAAUUAUCUCCAGUUGUCCAAAUGGUGUAAAAUCAAAGUGUUUGUAGAAGACAUUGAUUUUACACAUUGAAUAACUUUCUAAUAUUUUGCUGUAAAUGUGUUUUUGUAAGUUCUCAUCUGGCGCUACCCUUCAAUAGUUAGUUUAUUCUGCAGCUCUAGAGAUUCGAGACCCAAAAUCAAAACAUCCUCCACACUUAAUACUUUUAAAUCACGUCUUAAAACUCAAUCAGUCAAAUUUUAUUUAUAUAGCACCAAUUCACAACAGUCGUCAUCCCAGGACACUUUCCAAAGAAAAAGAGCACGUCUAGACCACACUCAUUGUUUGAUGAACUAUCAAGACCCAACCUAAGAUGGGAUUUGGCCCAUCUCAUCGAACAUGAGUGACAGUGGCGAGGAAAAACUUCCUUUAAACAGGCAGAAACCUUGAGCAGGACCAGACUCAUUUUUAUUCCUUGGCUGUUCGUUCAGCAUGAGAGUUGUGUGAUCUCUGUGCUUCUGUUUCUUUUUAUGGUCCUUUUAUCACUUUAAUGCUUUUGUAUUUUUAUUUCAUUUCUCAUAUUUCCUUGUGAAUGUUUGUUUUUUUUAACCUGCCUUUAUUUUUUUCCUGAUGUUUUCUGUCGUGUUUGUUCUUUUAAGUUUUACUGUGCAGCGCUUCAGCAAACUUGAAUGUUUUUUAAAGUGUGCUAUAUGAAUAAAGCGGAUUGGAUUAGAUAGAGUGUGUUUAUACAGAGAUGAAAUCACAGAAGAUGAUUUAAUGACAAAAGGUGUCAUAUUUGGACUCUGACGUUGUUUAUUAUUAUUCAACUUAGGAAAUGUCCAAGAGGCGUCAAGGCUGCUGGGAUGUAAGGAUGUUCGUGUCAACUGUUUGGAUCAGGUAAGUUUAUUUCGGUCUUCCUUUCAUAGUGGAUUUGCCUCUUUAUUGGUUUAUUAAAGGACAAACUGAAACACCAAUAUUUUCAAACAGAUUUUGGCUAAUUUUAUCAGCAUUUUAUACAUGUGUAAAAUAAUUCAUUUGCUCCUCUACUUUGUAAAAUUGUAUUUGUUUUCUACUUUCACUAAGCAGGUCUUAACUCUCACAUUCAUAUUAUCUUAGCAUUAAAAGAUGACAAGUCCACAUGAUGCCGCAAAGCUCCAUUAAAACAUUCAGGUCUUACUCUGGUUUUAUUUUAUUUAAUGAACAGAAAGUGAUAUUUAAAUCAAGGACCCAUAAUAUGUCUCUUGGAGGAAAAAUGUUGUAUGUUUUUUAGGCAAAGCUCUUCAGUGACAUAUGUGUUGGACAAGUGGACUAACGAGUCACUCUGAAGGGCUUUGAAGAAGGUCCCUUAUGUCCUUUGUUUGUGUGUCACCCUUCAGUGUCCGCCUGUCAAAAUCAGGUGUUUAAAAUAGAUGUUAAAUAACGGAAGCUGUGUCAGCUUUUCGCUCAUGUAAAAGUUAAAAAUCCUCUGUUGUUUCACCUUUUUCUUCUCUCUUCCACAGUAUGGGAUGACCCCUCUUAUGCACGCCGCUUACAAAGGAAAAGCAGACAUGUGUAAGCUGCUGCUGCAACAUGGAGCCGAUGUGAACUGCAACGAGCACGAGUUCGGAUACACAGCACUGAUGUUCGCCGGGCUGUCAGGUGUGCUGAUAACCCAACAGGGACAUGUUUGUGUACAUCAUGAAAUACUUUGAAUUAAAUCUUCGCUCUCCUCUUUUGUGCUCUUUUUAGGUAAAACUGACAUCACGUGGAUGAUGCUGGAUGCGGGGGCAGAAACGGAUGUGGUCAACUCUGUUGGCAGGACAGCAGCACAGAUGGCCGCCUUUGUUGGUACGUCUGGAUGUGACUUCCAGUGCUCUUGAGUCUGAUAUCAUCAUACACAAAGACAAGGAAUCGCACAUCCUUCCUCCUCUGAACACACUCAGAAAAAACUGUCUGACCCUUUAGUGGAAAUCACUGCAUGGUCUGAAAAAUCAUCUCCUGUGAAGACAGUUUGUAGCUGCAUCCUCAAAACUAAAGGUCAAAGGAAUAUGAUGAUACACAUCGGUACAAGCUUGUUUAAGAUGAGUGAAGUGGAAAACUGUCCUGUCCUGAAUAUGACUUCUCUUUGGAAGUCAUGAAAUCUGCAUUUCCCGGUCUUUAGAGGAGAAUUUGAUCAGUUUAAGCCAGCAUGCAUUAAAGUUAAAGUGCCCUCCACAUCUAGAAAGGCACCAUUAAUGCUACAAAAAUAUACACAGGUUUGCAGCAGCAUUGAGAAGAUUUCACAUACAGUAUAUCAGCAAGACAAACUACCUUUUUCACACUCCACAACACCACGACUUCAUAAGUCCAGGCACAAAACUGGCCUUCCUUCAGUCCUGACUUGUCACUCUUUGAAAACAUUUGAAGCAUCAUGAAACAGAAAACAUGACAAAGGAGACCAAGUGAAAUCCGUUAUCAGGCAAGAAGAGGACAUGGCUCACUUUCAAAACUCCAGAAACUGGUCUCUGUAGUUCCCAAAUGUCGAUGCAUCACAACCGUAAACGUACCCCUCUCUAAACUUUUCUGAAAUUCUUCUCAACUUACAAUGACUACUACCAAAUAUGGGCCUUUUUCACAGAGUACCGUUUGUUUCCCAGGAUAAAGAUUGAAGUAUUGCUCUGAAUUGAGUCACUCUGAAUAAACAUAAUAAACUCUGUCCUCCUUCUCCUCCUCAGGGCAGCACGACUGCGUCACCGUCAUCAACAACUUCUUCUCUCGGGCGAGAUUGGAUUACUACACCAAGCCUCAGGGUCUGGAAAAGGAACCGAAGCUGCCGCUUAAACUCGCCGGACCGCUCCAUAAGGUUAUCAUGAGCACCAACUUGAACCCGGUCAAGGUGAGACACAGAUUGGCGAUCUGUGGUUAGUUUGAUGACAGUUUUUGAAACUGUAUUUGAAAUGUGUGAUCAGUCUCCUCACAAUCUUGUGACUUUCCCUCCAUACUUCUGGGUAACGCUGACAUCAGAGGGAUUUUUUAUAUGAGAGGCUCUUUGUUCAAACGCAGCAGAGGCAAAAUACUCUGAUUAUAUUCCUUCAUGAAGCGAGGGGGCGAGUGUUUAGAGGGAUAAUCAGCUACUGUGGUGACGUACAGUAAUACUACAUUAGUGCUAUAAAUACACCAGUUCAGACUGAUAUGUACCAUUUGUUGUUAUCUUAAUCCUCGGGCUAAAAGGGGCGGAGCCACAGAAGAGCUUGACGCGUGUCUGUUGUGUCUCACAGAUGGUGAUGCUGGUGAAGGAGAACCCUCUGCUGGCGGAGCCCGAGGCUCUGGAAAAAUGCCGCCGAGUGAUGGAGCUCAUCUGUGAAAAGUGCAUCAAGCAGCAGGACAUGAACGAAGUGCUGGCCAUAAAGAUGCAUUACAUCAGCUGCGUGCUGGGGAAGUGCGCCUCCUUUCUCAAAGACCGCGAGGACAAGCUGGACGGCCUCAUCAAGAGGUGAGGACAUAUGCGAGGAUAUUUGAUUUAUGCAGAGGACCAGAUUUUGGCAAAGUAAGACUGUCAGAUAGCACACAUCUAUCAGUGGUUAUCCAAAACUGUCUCAGGGUAAAAUGAAGUCUAUGAAGAGACUUUACAGCCAAUCAGCAGCACAAAUAAAGAUUUAAAUUCAUCAUCCUCUCCUGUAGUUUGCUGAAGGGUCGGGAGACGGACGGCUUCCCCGUUUACCAAGAGAAGUUCAUCAGAGAGUGCAUCCGCAAGUUCCCGUACUGUGACGCCACUCUGCUGCAGCAGCUGGUGCGGAGUAUCGCUCCUGUGGAGAUUGUGAGUCCGGAUCAAACUUCAUAAACUUUUUUUUUAAAGAUCUUUUGACUUUUUUUUUCUUUGAACAGGACAAUAAACCCUUUCAGAUGAUUUCUUUUAACAUUAAUGUGAAACUUUUAGUUUAUCUGAAUCAGAAGGACAAAGAAAGGGAAGUCUGGAGUUAAAUAAAUAGUUUUCUUGUCUUCCUAAUAUGUCUCCAAACUUUUAGAUGUAAAACUUUGUUUUUCUCUUUCUGUCGCGGCAGGGGAACGACCCGACAGCUCUGUCAGUGCUGACUCAGGCCAUCACCGGUCAGGUCGGCUUCAUGGACGCAGAGUUUUGUACGUCCUGUGGAGAGAAGGGAGCCGAGAAGAGAUGCUCCAUCUGUAAAAUGGUGAAUUUCAAAGCAAGAAAAAAAUGUCAUGUGGACAUAAUUUCCAGCUAUUUAAAGUGUUUUAUUUGUUUUUCUGACUUCAAAUUCUUAAAAGUAAACCUUAGAAACAAAAAAGGAUCGCCCAGAUCGUUAAAAUCUAAAAACUAUACCAUUUUGAGACAUGUUUUGAGACAUAUCCCUCUCUUUGUCUUGGUUUUAUUCAGUUGAAGGUCCCAUAUUCAUAAAAAUUGAUCAGCCAUGUGCUUUUAUUUAUAAAAGGAAUCAAAUUUGAACAUUUUACUGGCAAUGCAACAAUCAAAAAGUCGAAAACUGCGGAUUAAAAGCUGUCUUAUUCUUAUUUGUCUCUCACCUCUUUGUCCGUUGGUCACAGCUUUUCUUCAGGAACAUGCUAAAAUAAUAACUUUAUGUGUUUACCUCUCACUAGGUGAUCUACUGUGGCCAAGCGUGCCAAAAGAUGCACUGGUUCACCCACAAGAAAGUUUGCAAGACGCUCCAGGAGCAGAGGGAGAAGCAGGAGGCAGAAUCAGCCAAACUAAGGAUGCAACGGAGCACAGGUACCAAGAGAGACACAACCAGGAACCAGCAAAGUCACCCAGUGAUGGUUGAAGCCAUCCUCAGAGCACAAGCUUUUUUAAGAUACUGGAAUUAUUUCUGCAAACCUUUUUUUAGAGUUGCAAUUUCAUUCAAAAAUAUCCUCAACAUCAGAUUUCCUUGUUCUCUGUAUAAAAGCGUGGUUAGAUCUUGCUCUCCUGUCUGUGUUUCAGAGGAGAGUAAAGCAGUACAGGAGGUCUCAGAGUCCAUGGUGGAGCUUUCAAUGGAGUCCAACAGCGAGGUGAGCCCCUCAGACUCUGCAGCAGAAACCCCGAACCCGACUCCAAUCCCAGCUGCUGACAACUGAGGAUCGUCGUAACCGCCUACUCCCAAAAAAAUCAUCCAUACAGCACAGAGACAGAGAGAGAGAUAAACUGGCAGAGAGACUGAACGCCAGAGAAGGACUGGUCCAACAGGGGGGACGAGAACUUUAAUUUAUUACUGACCUGAGACUGUCACACAGGCAGGGAGACGCGAAAGGUUUGUGCCACAGUGAUCAUCGUUUUCUCUUUUUUGUAUCAUGGUUUUCAGAUGUUUUCUUACGUGAAUGUAAAAAUAGGACGGUGUGUUUGAGGUAGAGGUCACAGGGGUAUUGUGGGUAAUAUGUGAAGUGCUAAUGGUUCACAAGAUAGACUGUAUAGAAAGAUGGACGACAUGAUACCUCUGUGAAAGGGAAGUCAGACCAUUUGAAACCCAUCAAUAAUGGUACGAAAAUAAAGCUACACUUCCGCAUCAAAUCCUCACAUUGCUGAUUUUCCCUCCACUACAACAGACUCAUAUAUUUGGGAUUUCAGGUUUAGGUUUAGGGUCUCUCUCUUAAUGGUCUCACCCACUGCCUCUAUAGGGGUGCUUUGGCUUCACUUUUGUACAACAUGGCCGUGCAGGCGUGUCGUCCAUCUUUAUAUACAGUCAUUGGUUCACAUCGAUGAUGGAACAUAACUCUGCCUUAAGAAAUGUAGCAACCUGUGCCGGAGGAGAGUGACAGUGUAGCCAAUCAGAGGUGUCGUUUGUUUGCGUUAAUACCUGAGUUCAUGCUGAGAUGUUCGUUUGGUUCUGAGAGCCUGACUGCAGAUUGUGAGUGGACAACCAGGCUGCACAACUUUGACCAAAACUGUAUAUUUUUGAAAAUAUAUAUACGACAUAAACGGAAUAUAUUUUAGUGUUUUGUGAAAGAUGAUAAUCAUACUCAGGAUUAUUUGUCAAUCAAACGUCGUUGUAGUUGGAAAAAACAUCCCAGCAUUAAAGGGACUGAUUGGUUUGAAAAGUAGCUGUGGUCUGUUUUAGUUUUCGUUCAUUUAUUGUGCAGCCGUAAUUUAAAGUCAAACACCAAACAGGUCCAACAAGGAUUUUUAUUUUAUUUUUGUCUUAAACACUGCUGAUUUAAAUUCUAUCAAACAACAUAAACUGUAAAACAUCAAAUAAAGACCAACUUCAUUCAUGUGGUGAUUCAA
Xyrichtys novacula (pearly razorfish) is the source of this 8475-nucleotide messenger RNA. The record is from the annotation of a GenBank genome assembly. NCBI's taxonomy places the organism in Eukaryota, Metazoa, Chordata, Actinopteri, Labriformes, Labridae.